CUUACUUGGCCGCCAGAGGCUCCCUCUCUCUCCCUCUCCCGGGAUUUUGCUGCCGGGCUCCCUCUCUCUGCGGCCCUAGAGUUAAUCCCAUCCGCCGAGGGAGCUCGUCUCUCUCCCUGCCACACAGGGAUCCGCCUGGCAGCUGCGGGGAGCCGCAGCCAAUGUGUUAGGACUUCAGGUGCUUCUUGGCAUAAAGCUAGACUGCGACCUCCUACCAUAGCGCUUGGCGUCACCUGCUCUCCCGGUCCUGCCCCAGGGCCGAGGGAUUGCGUCCCGAACCGGGCUUGGGAAUCGGCUGCCUCUCAAAUGAACCCCUAGUUUUGCUUUGAAAAAAAGCAUUUUGUGUAACUCUUGACUGUGACUAAGUUCCUAAUACACCUGUUGGAACGAUCACUGACACAGUAUGCCGUUUGAGAGGUACUUUUUUUUGACCCAAUACUGGUGAUUAAAGAAGAGAGGUAUCUUGGUUUUUUUUUUUUUUCUCUGAUCAUUAUGAACAUUGGCUUUUCACCCCUGAAGUGAAAAUGUUGAAAACUGAGUCUUCGGGUGAACGAACCACUCUCAGAAGUGCCUCUCCUCACAGGAAUGCAUAUCGAACUGAGUUCCAGGCACUGAAAAGUACCUUUGACAAACCCAAGUCAGAUGGAGAACAAAAAACAAAAGAAGGUGAGGGCUCCCAGCAGAGCAGGGGGAGGAAAUAUGGCUCUAAUGUCAACAGAAUUAAAAACCUAUUUAUGCAGAUGGGUAUGGAACCCAACGAGAAUGCUGCUGUCAUUGCCAAAACAAGGGGGAAAGGUGGACAUUCAUCUCCUCAGAGAAGGAUGAAGCCCAAAGAAUUUCUGGAGAAAACAGAUGGCUCAGUUGUUAAGUUGGAGUCCUCUGUUUCGGAACGAAUUAGUAGAUUUGACACAAUGUACGAUGGCCCUUCAUAUUCCAAGUUCACUGAGACUCGGAAGAUGUUUGAGAGAAGUGUGCAUGAAUCAGGACAGAACAACCGCUAUUCCCCAAAGAAGGAGAAAGCUGGAGGGAGUGAACCUCAGGAUGAAUGGGGAGGUUCCAAGUCCAACAGAGGCAGUACUGAUUCCUUGGACAGCCUUAGCUCCCGGACUGAGGCUGUCUCCCCAACUGUGAGUCAACUGAGUGCAGUAUUUGAGAACACUGAUUCUCCCAGUGCCAUCAUUUCCGAGAAGGCUGAAAACAAUGAAUACUCAGUGACUGGGCAUUAUCCCUUGAAUUUACCAUCUGUUACUGUUACAAAUCUUGACACCUUUGGCCACCUUAAGGAUUCUAAUUCCUGGUCUUCAAACAAGCAAGGUGUUGAUAAAGAGGAUGCUCACAAGAGUAAUACAACUCCAGUACCAGAAGUGGCUUCUAAAAGUACCUCUCUAGCUUCGAUACCUGGUGGAGAGAUCCAGCAGAGCAAGGAAACUGAGGACGCUACAACUAACCAACAGACUCCUGACAGCAUUGACAAAGACAGUCCUGAAGAACCUUGUGCUGAAAGUAAGGCAAUGCCAAAGUCUGAAAUCCCUUUACCACAGAGUCAACCAUUAGAAGAUGCUGAAACUAAUUUGGUUGGAAGUGAGGCAGCAAAGCAGCAGAGGAAAGAACUUGCAGGUGGUGAUUUCACCUCUCCUGAUGCUUCUGCAUCCAGUUGUGGAAAAGAAGUACCCGAAGAUUCCAAUAAUUUUGAUAGUUCCCACGUGUACAUGCACAGUGACUAUAAUGUGUAUAGGGUGAGAUCCAGGUAUAAUUCAGACUGGGGAGAGACAGGCACUGAGCAGGAUGAGGAGGAAGAUAGUGAUGAGAACAAUUACUAUCAGCCUGAUAUGGAAUACUCGGAAAUCGUUGGAUUGCCAGAAGAAGAAGAAAUCCCAGCAAAUAGGAAAAUUAAGUUUAGUAGUGCCCCUAUUAAGGUUUUCAACACAUACUCCAAUGAAGAUUAUGACAGGAGAAAUGAUGAAGUUGACCCUGUGGCUGCUUCAGCUGAAUAUGAACUUGAAAAGCGUGUAGAAAAGCUGGAACUUUUCCCAGUGGAACUAGAGAAAGAUGAGGAUGGUCUUGGUAUAAGUAUUAUUGGAAUGGGUGUUGGAGCUGAUGCUGGACUUGAAAAGUUGGGAAUAUUCGUCAAGACAGUAACAGAAGGUGGUGCUGCUCAACGUGAUGGCAGAAUACAAGUCAAUGACCAGAUUGUAGAAGUGGAUGGAAUCAGCUUGGUGGGUGUAACACAGAAUUUUGCAGCAACGGUUCUCAGAAACACGAAGGGCAAUGUCAGAUUUGUUAUUGGGCGGGAAAAACCAGGACAAGUGAGUGAGGUUGCCCAGUUGAUAAGCCAGACACUGGAACAGGAGAGGCGCCAGAGAGAGCUGCUGGAACAGCACUAUGCUCAGUAUGAUGCCGACGAUGAUGAGAACACUGUGGCUGAAUUACAAGGAGUGUCUGGCAACUGCAAUAACAAUAACAACUAUUUUCUUAAGACAGGAGAAUAUGCCACAGAUGAAGAAGAAGAUGAGGUAGGACCUGUUCUGCCUGGCAGCGACAUGGCCAUUGAAGUCUUUGAGCUACCUGAGAAUGAGGACAUGUUUUCUCCGUCAGACCUGGACACAAGCAAGCUCAGUCACAAGUUUAAAGAGUUGCAAAUCAAACAUGCAGUUACAGAAGCAGAGAUUCAAAAAUUGAAGACCAAGCUGCAGGCGGCAGAAAAUGAGAAAGUGAGGUGGGAACUAGAAAAAACCCAACUCCAACAGAACAUUGAAGAGAAUAAGGAAAGAAUGUUGAAGUUGGAAAGCUACUGGAUUGAGGCCCAAACGUUAUGCCACACAGUGAAUGAACAUCUCAAAGAGACUCAAAGCCAGUAUCAGGCCUUGGAAAAGAAAUACAACAAAGCAAAAAAAUUGAUCAAGGAUUUUCAACAGAAAGAGCUUGAUUUCAUCAAAAGACAAGAAGCAGAAAGAAAGAAAAUAGAAGAUUUGGAAAAAGCACACCUUGUGGAAGUGCAAGGCCUACAAGUACGGAUUAGAGAUUUGGAAGCUGAGGUAUUCAGGCUACUGAAGCAGAAUGGGACUCAAGUUAACAAUAAUAACAACAUCUUUGAGAGAAGAACAUCUCUUGGUGAAGUCUCUAAAGGGGAUACCAUGGAGAACUUGGAUGUCAAGCAAACAUCUUGUCAAGAUGGCCUAAGUCAAGACUUGAAUGAAGCAGUCCCAGAGACAGAGCGCCUGGAUUCAAAAGCACUAAAAACUCGAGCCCAGCUCUCCGUGAAGAACAGACGCCAGAGGCCUUCUAGGACAAGACUGUAUGAUAGUGUUAGUUCCACAGAUGGGGAGGACAGUCUAGAGAGAAAGCCUUCAAACAGUUUCUAUAACCACAUGCAUAUUACCAAAUUACUUCCACCUAAGGGUUUGAGAACUUCUUCUCCAGAAUCAGAUUCUGGUGUUCCACCCCUCACCCCAGUGGCUAGCAAUGUGCCCUUCUCGUCUGACCACAUAGCUGAAUUUCAAGAAGAACCACUGGACCCAGAAAUGGGGCCUCUCUCCUCUAUGUGGGGAGACACUUCACUCUUUUCUACUUCAAAGUCUGAUCAUGAUAUAGAAGAAUCUCCUUGCCACCACCAAGCCACCAACAAGAAAAUAUUACAAGAAAAAGAUGAUGCCAAAGAUCCCAAAUCACUAAGGGCAUCCAGUUCGUUGGCGGUACAAGGAGGAAAAAUUAAGCGGAAGUUUGUGGAUCUGGGGACGCCUUUGCGAAGGAAUUCAAACAAGGGAAAGAAAUGGAAAGAAAAAGAAAAAGAAGCCAGUAGGUUUUCUGCCGGUAACAGGGUCUUCAGAGGCAGACUGGAAAACUGGACACCCAAGCCACGUUCAGCAGCUCAGACCUCCACUCGUUCCCCUUGCAUGCCUUUCUCAUGGUUUAAUGACAGCCGGAAAGGAUCCUAUUCCUUCAGGAACCUGCCUGCACCUGCAAGUUCCCUUCAGCCUUCUCCUGAGACUCUAAUUUCAGAUAAAAAGGGGUCCAAGGUAGAAAACACAUGGAUUACAAAAGCAAACAAGAGAAACCCAAAUCCCUCCUCUUCUUCAAUCUUUGGAAGGCAUUCUCAACUUAUGUCUGUAGUCUGGAUCCAAGAAACCAAUAAUUUUACCUUCAAUGAUGACUUCAGUCCCAGCAGUACCAGUUCGGCAGACCUCAGCGGCUUAGGAGCAGAACCUAAAACACCGGGGAUCUCUCAGUCCUUAGCACUGUCAUCAGAUGAGAGCCUGGAUAUGAUAGAUGACGAGAUCCUUGAUGAUGGACAGUCUCCCAAACACAGUCAGUGUCAGAAUCGUGCCGUUCAGGAGUGGAGUGUGCAGCAGGUUUCUCACUGGUUAAUGAGCCUAAAUUUGGAGCAGUAUGUAUCUGAAUUCAGUGCCCAAAACAUCACUGGAGAGCAGCUCCUGCAGUUGGAUGGAAAUAAACUUAAGGCUCUUGGAAUGACAGCAUCCCAGGACCGAGCAGUGGUCAAAAAGAAACUCAAGGAAAUGAAGAUGUCUCUAGAGAAGGCUCGAAAGGCCCAAGAGAAAAUGGAAAAACAAAGGGAAAAGCUAAGGAGAAAGGAACAGGAGCAAAUGCAGAGGAAGUCCAAAAAGACAGAAAAGAUGACGUCAACUGCAGCCGAGGGUGCUGGUGAGCAGUAACACAUACCUUCUUACAGAUGAUGGAGAUGCUCCAAGAGAAGUCCCCUGAAACUAAAUGAUAGGGGUAAUGCGGCUGUAAGACCCAUGUGUUGAAUAACUGCAUUUUCUGCAGUAGAAUGCAUUCUUAAUUUUAACUACUAAAAUAAUCCUAAGCCACCUUUGGUUUAUUAACAAACCAGAGAUCUCAUUUAAGUAGCUGUGUUUUACUCUUCUCUAGCUUACCAACAUCUCGUGUUGUGUUGGGUGUGUUUUGUCACUUGGAGAACUAGUGUGACCCCACCCAACAAGAGCAUGACACACCUUGGUGUUGUUAAUGGAGCACCGUGAAUUUUGAGUAUGGGAUCCUGAAAUGGCAAUUGCACAUGUCUGCAUGGCAGAGAGCAGCCUGCUAUGAGAUCUCGGACCAGUACUUAUUUCUAGGGCUGCAAAACCUACUCCAAUGUGUGAGAAAAGUUCCUUCUUAGAAAUUCUGAGUCUGGACAGUAAGACCACCCCACUAUGGAAACAUGGGUGCUCUGCUAUGUAGUUACCUACUAAGGGAAAAGGCAAGCAAGCCAUUCUGCUUGCUAGACAUCAAAAAGAAAGAAAAGAAUUAUAGCUAUUUGUCAACCACUGAAAAAAGCAAAAGCCUUAAGAAUGUGGACUGGGUAUUCUUGAGGUUCUGAGGGUAACAUUUAUCCUCCAGAUAUAGCUGAACAAGAAAGAAAAAAUCAGACAUGAAUGCAGCCAUGGGAUAUUGGGAUCUGUUGACCUUGCUACUGCUGUGUGUUCAGUAUUUCAGCAACACUGGCAAACACAGCACAGUUCCUCUUCCCCCACCCACCCCAAGAAAUUGAACAGGAAAUUGAUUUCUAAGGAAACCACCAUUUUCAGGUUUCGUCUUCUGGGGAACAUUCUGGCUGGUCUUCAGCCUGCCUAUGACACAAUCAGGAACUGGUCACAUAUUUUCUACUCAAGAUUUCCCAGGUGGGCUCAGUUAGUGUUUUAACAAAUGUACUUUUAAGAAAAAUAGAAAUACCAGUUAGAAGAAAUUUAAAUUUGAGUAACAUUCAACCAGAGAACCAAUUUUUUUGAGUACAAAGAAUGUUCCUGUAAAGAAGGAAAAAUCUCUCUAAAAUGCUGUCCGUUAACAUUUUGGAUUUUGAAUGGUUUUUCUGAGCCAUUCCUUUCCAUACCUCAAAGAUUUCCAGUUCUACAGAAAAAGUUUAAGGCAGUGCAUGAGAUACACUUUAGUAGUGGAGAAACUUAUACUAAUUUUAAACCAGUAUUAAGGAUUUCAGUAUUUCACCAAACUAAGUCAAGUGCAGACUGGGGCAGAAGAAGGAGAAAAACUCAUUUUGAGAAAUUUCAUAUGAUGAGGCUUUAUGGUUUUUUGUUUUUUAUGCUCAUGUAUCUGGUUCUCUGCUGCAUUGACUCUAAAAAUGAGGUUAUCCACUUUCUAAGGGGCAAGUUUCAGAAUAAGACUGGAGGCCACAUGAAUUCUUGGACAAGUAUUUUACUUCCUUUACUUAUGAGGAUCUCUGCUUUGUUCCCAGCAUCGUCAUAUCUUCCACUAGAAGCAUUCUAUAUGCAGAAGUUGGGUAAGAGCUUUGAGCAUAACAGAUUAAGGGAACUCCCUUCUAGCCCCAUCUUGUAUUUUAAUAACAUUGUGAUAUUUUUUGUUGUUAAAAAAAAUUUUUUUGACUUAUUUGAAACUCUGAAUUCAGGAAUUAUUUAGACAUUUUUAAUUCUGUUCUUCCCCCAAAGAUUGUUUCCUUUUCAUUGCCAGAGUAUUGUCUGUUAUGCUUCAGCUCUUUUUUCAUUAGGUACAGACCAUUCAUCCUCAGAAGCGUUGACAUAAAGUAAUAUUGUGUUUUACAGUUAUCAUAGUCAUCAUUAUGUUUUUCCGUCUAUCAUCUUCAUUUGGGGUAUGAUAAUGAAACUGCCAUACUGGAUACUCUUUAAUAUCUUGAGAUGUCUGUUACUUUGUUAUUUACUAACAUCAUGAAAAAUAAGCAGCCACUAUUAAUGAGUGGUAAAAUUUGGCAAAACUUUUCUAAUACUAAAACACUAAAUUAGUAAAAAAUCUGGUAAUACUAGUACUUUCUAUUAUAAAUUUUUGCCAAUCUUUGGGGAAAGAAGUGACCUGGAUCACACUGGAAGUUUCACUGUAUUCAAGAGUAGAAAUAGAAGGAUGAUUAUCUUAAGUUAUGUUUACACUCUGGUGAUAUUUGAAAAUGGAUGUAUAUACUGGAAAUGUCUGUUAAGUGUCUGUCUCUAUGCCUAAUUUAUGAUCUAUUCUAUUGCAUUUUCUUAAAUGUCUUAGAAGUAUUCUUUAUAAUUUUGUACAUUGAAUGUGUAGAUAAAUGUCCAACUGACAAUAUUAUAAAUCAAAUUCUUAGUUCUUAAAUCAUUUAGUAUUAUAACUAUUUUGAUUUUUUAAGUUAAAUUAUAGUAAUUUUAGGCCUAAAUGAGUUAUUUUAACAUUACUACUUAGAUGAAAUUGUAAGUCACUUGGUUUGAUUAUCCCACAAAGCAUAAGAUGUAAACUGAUUGAUUGAUAUUAUGGUACAAAAACGAAGUGAAAGGCCUCAGAUCUUGUAUUUUGUUUUCUAUUUCUUUUAUUGACUGUAGUGCAUGAUGCCUAAUCGAGGCUCCAAUGUCUUGCACAAUCCUACUUUAAUGCUAGUGGUUUUCAGUGUCUUUAUGAUUUAACACAGAAUUGUUACUUCAUCAACCUUAACAACUUUGCAGUUUUUUUAUUAUAAGAAAAUGAACAGAAAGGGAAUGUCUGGUUGCUAUGAAAUAGGAAAGGAGAGCUCAGUAUGACUCUAACAAUAGCCAAAAGUGUUUUGGGGUCUAGGUUAUACUUUGUUGGGAAGGAAUGUGUGGUGAGAUCAAGCUGCAGACAGAAAGCAUUGUAUGAGCUGUAUCUGGGUCAGGGUUUUCCAUCAAAAGAUGUUAGUUUUGCGACAGAUUACUUUAAGACCAUCUCCCUUCAAGUAACUCACAGUUUAUGUAAUACUUAGCUCAUUCUUUUUUUCUUUUUUUUCUUUUUGCCUGAAUCAGAAAUUACUGCAGAGUGUUAAGUUAGGGAAGAAACCUCAUUUCAUCCAUUCUAACACUCCUGAUGAAGUGCCCCUUUAGUUUCAUGAGAAUAAAGCUGUUCUGUGGCUGUCAUCCUUUA
Messenger RNA from Sapajus apella (tufted capuchin), 7836 nucleotides. It is a transcript of the gene PPP1R9A, whose product is annotated as protein phosphatase 1 regulatory subunit 9A. Gene Ontology annotation, molecular function: actin filament binding. The transcript has 22 exons. Gene Ontology annotation, cellular component: cytoplasm; dendrite; postsynaptic density. The coding region runs from base 525 to 4670 and encodes 1381 amino acids. Gene Ontology annotation, biological process: actin filament organization; calcium-mediated signaling; neuron projection development. The record is from RefSeq and is a predicted model, not a curated record. NCBI's taxonomy places the organism in Eukaryota, Metazoa, Chordata, Mammalia, Primates, Cebidae.